This is a messenger RNA of Theileria parva strain Muguga, 4780 nucleotides long. RefSeq names its product ABC transporter family protein (gene ABCC2). NCBI's taxonomy places the organism in Eukaryota, Apicomplexa, Aconoidasida, Piroplasmida, Theileriidae. Gene Ontology annotation, biological process: transmembrane transport. Gene Ontology annotation, cellular component: membrane. Gene Ontology annotation, molecular function: ABC-type transporter activity; ATP binding; ATP hydrolysis activity. The transcript has a single exon. Bases 181 to 4740 code for a protein of 1519 amino acids. The record is from RefSeq and is a predicted model, not a curated record.
AAUUUAUUGAAAAUCGGAUAUGAUUUGAAUUUAUGGGAAUUAGGAAUCAUUUCAUUGGUUCUAGAACCAUCGGAUGGCAAGAAUCUGUGAAAUGAUAGAAAAAUAGAUGGACUUUAAUAAAUGAACACAUUUUAAGUAUGAAGUUAAGGGGUUUUGACUUUUAAGUUAGUCAUUUCAAUAAUGGAUUAUAAUAAACACAUGAAGUCUGACCAAAGUCAGUUUUCUAGGGAUACUGAUUCCCAAAAUGAAGUAGAAUACUGUUUUUGGCAAAAUGAAGUAUAUGCAAAGCUUAAAAGCUGUGUAUUUUUUAAAGAACAUCUUUUUAAAUUCAUGGAAAAUGGAAUAUUUGCUUAUUCAUUUUUUUCCUGGGCUAAAAGGUGGAUUAAUUUGAUUUCUAAACAAUAUGUAGAGCCUUACAAGUUACACCCGCUCCCUGUAGCUGAUCAAAUCCUGCGUUGGCAACCAAUUUUUUCUAAAAAUGUUAGUGAUGCACUAAUCAGAUUGGAAUCUUAUGAAACAAGACAAUAUGAUCAACCAAAAAUUAUUAAGCCGAACAAGUCUAUUAUGCUAUACGCUAUAUUUAAAACAUUUGGUAAGAAUAUUGGUCUUAUUUUAUUUGGAUUUCUAGUCCUUUGCUUAGGGAAUAUGUCCAUGGUGAUAUUUGUAAAAAAGAUUUUAGAUACUGCUACAGGGAAGGUAAUCAACAUUAAACUAGUAUUUAUACUGGUACUUUCAUUUGUGUUCGUUCAAUUUAUUAUCGUAACACUCCUGGACCACCUUAAUUUUUAUAUGUAUAGAAUUAUCCAUGUGAUUCAGUAUUCAUUCUCUAUUACCAUAUUUCAACACGGCCUAUCCUGCAGAAGAAAGUUUUUCAACAACGUAAACGGAACUAAUUUUUUAAAUGUUUGUAAUAAUGUUUUACACAGUUGUUCCGCGGAUUCAGAAUGCUCAAGAAACCCUUUGUAUUGUCCCGCAAGGAGGUAUCAAAAUAGGGAAAUUAAUUCUAGGAUAUUUUCGUUCGAAUUCAUGGAUUCAUAUUACAUUUCUUUAUUUAUUGAGUCUUUAGUAUAUUUAUUGCAGUUUUUUAUCACCUUUAGCAUUGGAUUUUAUUCGAUCAGUAAAAUGGUACCAAUCAAAGCGUGGCCCUUGUGCACGUUUUCUUUAUCCGUGACGCUUUUCAUGAUAAUUGUUGAAAUUUUAAAUACAGUAAUUUUAAAGCACAUAUACAAUUUAAAGGAUUAUAGGAUAAACAAAUCUAGGGAGAUAUUAUCAGGUUUCCACUUGAUCAACAAGAUGUUCAUAGAUGAUAUAGCACAUAACAUCAUUACAGAAACAAGAAAUAAUGAACUGGUUCUGGUUUUAAUGAGAUUUGUUUUAUCGUUUAUUAAUAGAUUGUUAGUUGUAAUAUCCGUUUCAUUUUCACUGAUUUAUAUGCUGGACAACUACAUUAAUAAUGUUCUUAAGGGAGAUGACAUUAAACAGUUCAAAUCCAGUUGUACGGUUUCAUCACUGUUUGUGCUUAUCAAAAUAUGUGAUGCCAUGUUAUUUGUUCCAGAUUCUAUUAAAUUUCUUACCUACUCUUUAAUAUCACUCAUAAGAGUAGAGUACUACAUGAGAACUUGUUCUCCCAACUUCUAUAUCACUGAUAACAAGUUCACUGGAUCAACUGUAAUGUCAUACGACGUUCCAGCUGUAACUAAUGACCUUGACAAAGAGGUAGUUGUCCUAUAUAAGAACGCUUCUUUUUCAUGGAUUAACAACAGGAAGGAUUUUGUUAAUGACAAUAAUGAGGUUUAUCUGAAGAAUGUGAACUUCCAACUUAAGAGAGGUGAAAUUGCUAUAAUUACAGGUAAUCAAGGAUCUGGUAAAUCAAAUUUCAUCAAAUCAGUACUUGGUGAGAUGACACUGGUUAAAGGUUCAAUGGCAGUAGUUCCCCUCCAUACAUCAAUGCCAAUAUUUUAUGCAUCACAAGAUAUAUGGCUACAACAAGGAACUAUUAGAUCAAAUAUUACCUUUGGAUACAAAUUUGAUGAAGAAUUAUAUAAUUUGGUUGUUAGAGCUGUUGAACUAGAGUUCGAUAUAUCAACAUGGGAAAAUGGUGACUUGAGAGUAGUAUAUGAUAAUGCUCACUCACUAAGUGGUGGUCAAAGAGUUAGAAUGGAGAUGGCUCGUGCCAUCUAUGCCUAUCUCAUAUUUAGUAAGGUGAACAAAGAUUACAAUAGAAGUCAGUGCUCAUUCCUAAUGUGUCUAGACGGUCCAUUCCAUGGGUUAGAUCCCUAUGUAUCAAGAGUUAUUUUUAAUAACCUCUUCAAUGCAAAUACUGGAUUGCUUGUUAAAAGCGACCUAUCAAUUAUAAUUACAUCAACAGCAUUGGUUCUUGAUAAAAUUUGUCUCAACGAGGGAGUGUUUGCGAAUUUGACUCUUUACAAAAUAGAUGAUAGAUCCUUGAAAAGGGUAAAGGAUAUUAUUUCUAGUAAAAACUACGUACCCAAAGAAUUUUCACCCCGUAUGUCCAUGGUGUGUCCACCAAAAGAAAUGAUUAAAAUUUGUGAACCUGAUCGUAGUGACCCGACAGUUCGAGCAGAAAUAAUUAAGGGAAAAUAUGAAGAUUCACUGAUCAUCGACCCUGAAUCAAAGAAGACUACCCGUAAAUUUAAGGAAUCAUUUAAGCCGUAUAUUUUAUAUUUCAAAUCAACGGGGUUCAUGUUCAUAUUUUUUGUAUUGUUUACCCUUACGUACAUAACGUUUGAAAAUGCAACCUUUACGUUGGCAGGGGUAUUGGGAGAUGACGUGAUGGAAAUAGUUGAAAACGUAAACACGCCUUUCGAGGCAGUGUCUUCAUAUUCAACCAUAAGAAGAUUGUGUAAUGAAACCUUAGACAAAUUAAAGAUAAUAGCCGUACUCACUGUAGUAUUUUGCCUUUUUGCGAACGGAAUUUUGGCGUAUACCUGCCUUCGUGGGUGCAAAAGGAUACAUGAAUAUUGCAUCGCCUCCCUGAUGAACUCAGAGUCAAACGUUAAGAUAAAGAAAAUCAGCAGUGAAGUUUUAACGUUUUUGUCGUCAGACAUCUUUAUGAUAGACGAGAAUUUUGGCCCCUGUUUAUCAUCGUUGCUGAUUUUAUUUUUGGGAGUAAUCGUUCAAUCUGUAGUCUUAGUUUAUGCCUUUCCGUUUCUUGCGCCAGCUCUUUGUGUAACAUUUUUCAUCAUUAUAAAUUUCAUUUUUAAAAAUUUCAUACACGCAUCAAAAAAUCUUCAAAUUUCAUCCCUAGAAUCCUUAUCUAGGAACAAUUCCGUUUGUGAAAAUGCAGUUUCAUCUUCAUCAAUAUAUAGAAGCUUUAAAAAGGAGUCAAACCUUAUGGAAGACGUCACCGAAUACACUGAUUAUUGCAUAAGGUCUUGGUUUUAUUCAAAAUCAUUUCUAUCAUGGGCGUCGUUUGCUUCCAAAUUUGUGUUUUUAUUCAUGAUCUUGGUAACACUUCUAGUACCUCUUACAAUCAGGAGUUUUAAAAGAAUAACCUCAUUCGUCGGCUUUUACGGACUAGAUAUAAUGACAAGCGUUAGGAUUAUUUUUACAUUCACGAACUUCGUUGUCAACAUCGCAAAACUCGAAAUGCUAAUGUGUUCUGUUCAGAGGUUUCAGUGCUUUAUUCAACCAGGCACCAAGUGUAUAUUCGAUAAAUUCCGUAAUGUUCACGAAGAAGAUUUAGUCAUUGAUUGUAGAACUUCUGGGGACCAAGUUGAUAAAAAAAACUUGCUCAUGAGGAGAACACUUGAGUUCAAAGACACCAACCCCAGUGUUCUAAGGAGACUUAUGUUCAGGCCAAAGUUCAACUUCAUAAAAAUUGACGAUCAUCUCCCUUCUGUACAUUCCUGUGUAGAAUUGAAGGACGUCUGUGUGUAUACAAGUUCGAGAAUGAACAAGGAAGGCCUGAUCCUUAACAACAUAAAUGCAUCAACUUCUAAAUCUGAUAUCAUUGGUAUCAUUGGCAGAACAGGUGCUGGUAAGACAACUCUACUAUCUGUCCUCCAAAACACUGUUAGGAAUAGAACGGGUCAAGUUUUGUUAGAUGGCAAAGAUUUACAAGAAAUUCCCAAAAGUGUCCUGAGACAUAUCAUUGGCGUUCUUCCUCAACUACCCUUUGUCUUUAAGGGUUGGACCAUUAGAAGGUUCUUGGAUCCAAGGAGACUAUUUACUGAUGAUGAGAUUAAUGACGCACUGAAUAAAUGUGGCCUCUUGGAUUUUGUAAAUAACAUUCACGGUGGAAGAAGACUGGAUACUGUAAUUAUUCCCGAGGAUAUAGAUUUAAAGAAGACGAACGAUCAGUCAGCCAAAGAAACUUUUACUAAUGACGACUCUUUAACUGAAGAUUUUCUCAAAUCAGAUGAUAUCAUGUUAUCUGUAAGUCAGCUCAGAACACUUUGGUUUGCCAAGUUGGUAUUAUGUAGAGAUUUAUACAGGAUGAUAAUAAUUGACGAGCCACCAUCUGAUAACUGCUCAGAAGAUGGAUCUGAAGUUCAAGACAUAGGCAUACCUAUCUAUGAACUACUUGACAAGUAUUUCAAACACUGUACAUGUUUCGUUACUGCACACUACUCAAAUGCGUUGCGAAUGUGUACAUCCGUUUGGGUAAUGCAUAAUGCUCGACUUAUAAAGACUUGUAAGGCUUCAGAGGUAUCGAAAAAUGAAUCGAUUUCGAACGUAAUAGAACAACUUCUCAACAAAUAUUCCAGGAUAAAUUAAUUUUGUAAAAUAUUUAAAUUUUAAUUUUUAACGGACUUUA